AUGGACUUCGGCUACGACGAGUAUGGAAACCGCACCAGCGCCAGCAACGGCGAUGGUAGGGGGGGUGAAGAAGGCAGAUCCGAAUGGCGCUCUGUUCAGGAGUCGCGAGGCAGCUCCAAGUCCAGGUCGCGCAGUGCCGAGGAGGACGCUCACGGUCGACCUCUCGACAGAAGUGAUUCGGGGAGCCACUCCGACUUCAGUGACGAUGUCGAACUUGUCAUUGGUGAGGAGGGCACACAGGCGCUGCACGAGCCACUGGUGGACCAGAGCGAGCUGCAGUCGCACGGGCGCCGAGCCGUGGGCUGGAGCAAUGAAGCGCAGUUCUUGCUGGAGAACCGCUAUGCCGGGCGGGAAGGCACAGCGUCUUCACAGCUGGUACUGCUGGACGGCGAUCGUCAUCACCAACGGCCACACAGCGCGUCGGCUUCGCAGAACUACCUAGACGUUCUCUCCACCCUACCCGACCGCAUGCGGAACGUCGUGGUUGCUGGCUCCCUCCACCAUGGCAAGACGUCGCUGGUCGAGCUGCUGCUGCACGAGCGUUCGUACCACAAGCGACAGGAUGAGGUUGAUCGAGAGAUGACAUUGAAGAGCCACGUGCUGACCAUCAUCACUGGGGGCGCGGAGCUGCAGCCGACUUCUCGGCAAAUCACGGUCAUUGACACUCCGGGACAUCCGGAUCUGAUUGGUGAGACCGCGUCCGGCAUGCGUCUUGCGGACGCCGUUCUGUUCUGUGUCGACGCGGCAGAGUCGUUGAGCGACCACAGCGAGCGGCUGCUGCGCCACGCCAUUGUAAAUGAGCAGUUGCCGAUUGUCCUUGUCAUUACCAAGGUGGACCGUCUCAUGAUCGACAUCAAGCUACCACCGCUCGACGCGUACCGCAAGCUGCGCAUGGUCGUGGAUGCUGUCAACAACGUCAUCGCGAGCUGUGGCACCACGUAUGACGCCUUCCUUGUAUCCCCUGAGCGUGGCACGGUGUGCUUCUCUUCUGUCAAACUUGGCCUCUGCUUUUCACUGGAGACGUUCGCGAUGAAGUACGCGGCGGCGUACCCACGCAUCAACGCCGCUGCGCUCGCGACGAAGCUGUGGGGGCAAACCACAUAUGAAAAGAAGGAAUUCAAGAAGAUUGUUAACUUCCGUCAGCGCCCCAGUUUUGUGCAGUUCGUGCUGGAACCACUCUACAAAAUCGUCGCGCACUCGGUGACGGGCGAGGCAGCGCAGACCCUCUCGCCUGACCUCGCCAAGCUGCCUCGCUCGCCGCUCUCGGCGCUGCAGGAGGCAAUGCGCUACUUCUGCGGCGCCCCUACCGGAGAGACCUUGGAUGCAAUCCUCAGUGUGUUGCCGGCACCUCCGGCUCGUUCGCGGUGGCUCUCCGAGAAGUACGGCACAAGUGCGUUGUGCUCUAUGAGAGACGCUGCCGCUGCCGCCGCUGAGGGGAAGGAGGGUGGCGCCGCUACAGCGAGGGCCGACGACCUUGUCAUCGCUGUCGCAUCUCUCCAGCGUGUCUUCGAAGCCAAGGAUACCCUGGCAGCCGUCGUGCGCGUCACGUACGGCACUCUGCGUGUAAACAGCAGGAGCAAGAGCAAGGGCGCAUGGGUGUCGAGUAGCUGCAACGGUGGCCAGUCGAGACUCCGGCUAAUCGCCUUUGACGAGUUCAGCAGUGACGCGGACCCGUACUAUGAGGUGGAGGUACAGGGUCUGUACCUGCGUACUGUGGAAGAUGGCUUUGUGCCGGUUCAACGAGCCACCGCGGGGCAGACGGUGUACGCGACGGGCUUGCCGGCGCGAUCGGGGUCGCACAUUGUUCUGGUGGGCGGCGCCGCGGCGGCAGCCGUGUUGGCCGAGGACGAAGGCGCUCCCGCUCCUCCCGAAGCUUGCGGCAUCACUUCAGAGUGGGUUGUACCCAUCAAGGUGCGCUCGUUGGGGUUCCCGCAGCCACUGCUGCACGUCUCGAUGGAGGUGCGCGACCCAGCGAAAGCCAGCAGUGUCCAGGACGGUCUCGGCGUGCUGCUCCGCACCUCCCCUGGUCUCGACGUACACAAAGAGGAAACUGGCGAGUACACGAUCAGCGGCUUUGGGGAGCUGCAGCUGGACACAGCGCUGCACGAACUCCGCCAUGGUCUGUGCCCUAGCGUGCCGGUCGGUAUUUCGCAGCCGUUCGUGACGUUCGCAGAGACGGUGCAAGACGCGGAAGGCCUGCUGGCCAUGACGGGAACGCGCAACAACUCCGUCGGCUUUGUAAGCGGGGCACUGCCACGCACUUUCACGCAAGCAAUCGAGUACGAGCAGCUGCGCCUCUUCUCGACGGAGCUCGACGAAGACCGUCAGCCGCGUAAGCUGUGGACGAUAUUGCGACGUGACUACGGCUUUGACGCGCUCGACGCGCAGCACGUGCUAGCUGCUGGGCCGGACGGCACGAAGGGGCCCAGCAUUCUCAUUGACGACACCUUGGCAGAGGAGGCCCAUCACCCUCUCAAAGCCGCCCACCAGCGUGCUGUCGUCUCGGCCUUCCGUUCCACUAUGGCGGCCGGCCCUUUGGUGGGUGAGAUGGUCCGCGGCGUGGCCGCAAAGCUUAUCUUUGCCGACAUUGACGCAUCGACCCGUGACGCCGUCGUCCUCUCGAACGCGCGCACGGCACUCCGUCACUCUCUGUUUGGUGCCCGCCCUCGACUGAUGGAGCCGGUGAUGGCUGUUGAGAUCUUGUGCGCACCCGAGUGUGUCGUACAGCUCGGCGACAUCCUGCAGCAGCGACGUGGCGCGAUGCUCGGCGAAGAGCCUAUCGCCGCCACAACCCUUAUCCGAGCACACGCGUUGGUACCUGCCAUGGACAGCUUUGGUCUGGAGACGCAGAUACGCAUGCUCACGCACGGGCAGGCUUUUCCGCUCUUCCGGUUUCAUCAGUGGGACGUCGUUCCAGGAGACCCGUUCGACGCCAGCAUCCACGUUGGCCCGCUGGAGCCGGCGAGGGGUCAUCAGCUGGCGCGCGACUUUGUGCUCAAGACGCGCUUUCGCAAAGGUCUGCCGCAGAACAUGCUGACGGACCUCUAG
Leishmania major strain Friedlin is the source of this 3048-nucleotide messenger RNA. Its product is annotated as small nuclear ribonucleoprotein component-like protein. The record is from RefSeq and is a predicted model, not a curated record. Gene Ontology annotation, molecular function: GTPase activity; translation elongation factor activity; GTP binding. The transcript has a single exon. Gene Ontology annotation, biological process: mRNA splicing, via spliceosome. The coding region runs from base 1 to 3048 and encodes 1015 amino acids. NCBI's taxonomy places the organism in Eukaryota, Euglenozoa, Kinetoplastea, Trypanosomatida, Trypanosomatidae. Gene Ontology annotation, cellular component: U2-type catalytic step 2 spliceosome; cytosol; U4/U6 x U5 tri-snRNP complex.